CAACAACAACAAUGGAGGCCGAAAAGAUUUUUUUUUAAAUUUCAAUUAUUGUUCAAAACUGAUAGGAUUUUUACUUGAUACAGUUCAACUAUUUGUGUUUUCUGGUGAUUAAAAAAACAAGGAAGAGAAUCAAUGAUGACACGAACUGCAAAAAUCUGAAGACAAUAGCUGCCAAAGGCAAAAACUACAAAUCGCUUGUCAAGAAGAAAAAGAGGAAUAUUGACAUUGUAUAUAUUCGAAUCAAGUGCAUGUUUAUAGUCACGUGCCCACUUCCUUGAAGCCCCAAAUGAACAAUAUUAUUAUGAUUUACUCUUUCAAACAGCAAACUGAUACUGUAUGUUUGUUUUCAGAAUAGAAUUUGAAGGAUAUUGUGUUGUGGUUUGUUUGAGAUGGACUUAUGUAUAAGUAUUUGAUAAACUAUACUGGAAAAAACAAGACUAAAGUCAUGAUUAAAAAGGGAUUUAUUAAAACAUUAUGAUGAAUUGGACAAGUUUGGCUUCGACAGUUCCUGCAGUUACUUCUAAAACAUUGGGGACUAUUAUCGAUCCGAUUCCUAAUUUAACUUUGAACACAAACAAUUCAGUUAAUGUAAACAGAAGCUUGCUCCACGAUACACAGAUCAAUGUAGAGAAACGGCUGAUAGAAGUGUUAAAGGGGCAUAACCUUACAGCCUUUCAAUAUUUCUCCAAAUUAGCUGGCAUCCCUACCUACCUCCCGCCCACAACUACGUCUCAACGAGUACCUUUCACUUCUGGGGUGGUGAGUUGGGCAUUCAUAGCACCCAUUACAAUUAUUGGAUUGUUUCUGUUUGCAGUUGCAGCUUGCCUCCUUUUUCAUAAUUGGCGCGAUAAAAGACGUCUGCAGAGAUAUUCCCCAAGCAGACAAAAUCCUGAAUUCAACAGACAAGGCGCUGAGAACAAUUCUAAACGAGAUCGCGGUUCCGCUCGGUCUACGACUUCUGCCAGAUCCACGGGAGCUUCAACUUUUGGAAAAGGACAGAUUGUUCCCCUGGGAAGAAAGGCGUCUUUGAGAUUAACACCGGAUGAAGAUGGCUGGAAAAUCGCUAACCAGCCUCAAAUUCUUUCCCCAAUCGAUGAACUUGAUUCUUCAAACUCUAAAACAGCCGUCACAGAAAUUAAACCCAAGUUCUUCAGUUCCCACGAACGAUUCGCCCCGUAUCACCUUACGUGGAUUGCACAAUCAUCAAAAGAUACAGAAAUGCAACAUGUCAACGAAAAGCAACCCAUUCAUGUGAUAGAGAACCCUAUAACUAACCAGAUUGGGAAUGACCAAUACUACGAGGAAUCUAAGGUGGUGCGUGAAAUGGAGAAGACAUCCCCGUUCUAUCCACAUCACACAACUCCCACAACAGAGUAUGACAGAGAGUCUGAAUUUAGCGGCAAUCUGCAAGGUGGAGAUUCAGCUGUCUCUACCCAUAUCCAUGACAACGUCAGCCUCCCGUCCACAAUAUAUCCUGUGAUAGGACGAGCCCCUCCUUCAUUGACCGAUGGAGCAGAUCUUUCGUCCAUCCACACUUUGCCUGAAAAUAGAUCACAAUACAAUAUUCACAGCAACCCACUCUCUGCUACGACCAGCUUUACUGAUAGUGCUAGUGGUUCCUUGAGUCUUCCAAGCAGCAUUUCCAGAUUCCAUGCCAGUAGACUGAACAACACUCCCAAUUACGCAUAUCCACUUGCUAGCACUUGUUACAAUGGUUCCCAUGCUAAACUGAACUUCACUGCAACAAGCAGCAUUGAUAUAUCCGAGAAUAAUUCACAUUAUUCGGAUAACACGUCCAUGUUCCCUAACGUUGGAAGCAGCAUCACUUCAUUUAAUCCAUCUGUACCACGGUCUAACCCGACUAGCUCCUGCGCAAGUGACAUUUUCAGCCCAGAUCGCCCGUAUUCAAAUGUCGGUGGACGGCAGUACGCUUCUCAUCCAGGAACGGGUACAAACACACGUCAAAAUAGUUUCUCGACAAAUUCCGCCGAUGGACACGUCCCACCAACAGCUGAAAACAGUCGUGUCAGUCCAGCGCGAGAAGCUGAGAUGUUCAGGAGCUGGAGUCUUGGUGCUGACGUCAACUCCGGAUCGUUGGGUAAUCUCCCAGCUAUAGCACCGGCGUCUCUUCCAUCUGGGGAACCGUACCCAGUCUUCCACAACAAGGACGAUUCAAACCAGUCUAAAUCUGAUGGACACAUUACAACUACAUCAUACGACUUCAACCACAACCAAUCACCGGACAACAGAAAGGUUAAAUUCAGUGUGCCUGUGCUUAAUAAGAAACAGUACUGGGUUUAGCUCAUUUGUAACGGGAUGUUGCUUGUUUUUGUGACGCUCAACUGUAGGCUACCCGUGAAGCCGUGAUAUUGACUAGUGUUCUAUAAACGUAAUGGCAACAUUUUUUGCACCCAAGACUUUUUGACCGGGAACUGAUCCCCAAACGCUACUCAUCAUCGAAAUAAGCCGAAGGCUCCGCCAGUUCAAGGACGAUCGACAUGACACACGGCAUGCGUGUUCCUUGUACAAUUGCGCAUCGAUUAACGGGGUUCAAUUUUUGAUAUGACGUCACAAUACCCAGAUGGCCGCUUUGACGUCAUGCUAAUGUGUCCUUUAAAAAAAAACAAUUGUCUCAUCAUUGACUCUGUUAAUGCAGAAAUUAACCAGGUGCUGUUGUUCCCGCCAUUUGAUAUAAAACUCUAUAUUGCAAUGUUGGAAUUAAUUAAGAAAUUUCUAUUGUAUUAUAUUUAUAUGAAUCUAUUGAAAUAUAGUUAAUCGUUACAUUAUAAUUGGAUGGCUUGUUCUCUAUUAAAUGCACUAUUUGUGAGUGUAAUUAGCAUGGACUAAUUGAUUCUUCGUUUUUUUAGAAAUAUAACUUGGAAUUAACAAGCAA
This is a messenger RNA of Patella vulgata (common limpet), 2893 nucleotides long. RefSeq lists its product as uncharacterized. Bases 475 to 2301 code for a protein of 608 amino acids. NCBI's taxonomy places the organism in Eukaryota, Metazoa, Mollusca, Gastropoda, Patellidae. The record is from RefSeq and is a predicted model, not a curated record. The transcript has a single exon.